Ambispora gerdemannii is the source of this 785-nucleotide messenger RNA. The record is from the annotation of a GenBank genome assembly. Lineage: Eukaryota; Fungi; Glomeromycota; Glomeromycetes; Archaeosporales; Ambisporaceae.
GGCGUUUUCUUACUGCUUCAGUAUUAUGCAUAUGUAUAACUUCUAUUUCCGAACUAGAUGUGGAAGAAUUACCUGAAUCGUUAUCUGAAGUAUCCAAAUCAGAACAGACCCCUACACACCCUAGCUGUCCUAUCUGUUCUACAAUCAUCGAAGUUAUUAGAGAGGAAGCCACUCUUGCGUCCGACAAAUAUCAGAUGAUGCCAAAGAUUCGUUCCCUUAUCGACUCUGAGAAAAAAGCGUCCCAGCAAAGCAAUGAUACUAUAGAUGAUGAUGAUGUGGAAUUGGAGUAUACGAGGGAACCUGGAGAAAGCACGACAAAUACAGAACGAAAGAAACAGAGCGGGGCACCAGUCGAUGAUGAUAAUUAUGAGCAGACAUCCUCAAAAGACACCGACGAAGGGGAUAUUGUACAAAGUUUGUUGGGGGAGUUGUCCACGCCUAUUAAAGGUGAAACCGUCGAAGCUAUGAUUGAUGAAGACGAAAAUAACAAGAAUUCAGCGCCAAAAAAUCUGGGUGUUUUAUAUCAGAAAGCAUGUCGUGCCGAAAUGCGUGUGAUGAAAGCAAAUCAAGAAGAAGUCGCAUGUUGGUAUUAUUAUGGGAAAGGAUUUGAGGGAAGAGUUGAGGAUAUAUUAAAAAACGAGAGGGGGGUUAGAGAUCAAUCCGCACGAAAUCGGGUUUAUAACGAAAUAGUGCAACAUAGCCCGGGAUAUUUGAAAGAUAAUUUGCGGAAAAAAACUCACAGGGCCAUAAAGAUAUACAAGUUAUUUCACAUCGGGGGCAAAUAA